AUGCGCAGCCUCGACGGUCGCUACGGUAGACGUAUCUUUGGGAGUCUUUGGCCACAUCAACCCCAAGCGUACGCUUCCGUUACUACGGAGACGAUCAACUCGAAGAAGAGGGAAGAUUUUACAGCCAGAACCCGUUGGGCGGUACAAAUCUUCUCACGAGACCAGCGAUUGGCCCAUCUUGGAAGCUCGUCCUUGCCGCGAUUGUUCACCGUGCGAAACUUCACCACAACGUCCUCCUCCACGCCGAAGCCGCCCCCGCAAAACAGCGACGACAAUCAAACGGACAACCCGACAAACGAGCCCGACACCACGUGGGAUCUUACCACCAAGAGUCUUGGCCAAGUCAUUUUUUUGAAUUCCUCACACUCUGGAACUAUCUUGCUGGCGAGUCUGGCCUUGGGCGAUCCAUACUUGGCUUUUUUGGCAGGAGUCGGCACCGUCACAGCCAACGCCACGGCCCGGAAUGUCUUGCAACUCGACGCACAAGUCUACGGUAACGGCUUGUGGGCCUACAACGGUGCCUUGGUCGGAUGUGCCACGGCCGUCUUUGUCGCGCCCCUCGCCGACAGCGCCAACACAGUGGCAAUGUUGAGUCCCGUACUGACGGGCCUCGCGAUUACCACCACCGGAGCGGCGGUGUCAACGGCUGUCACGGCUAGCCUGUCCCGCACCAUCACGUCCAUGCCCCAGUGGACUUGGGCCUUUAACGUUGUGGCUUUAAGUAUUUUGUUGCGCACGCAGCCCUUGCGUCCAACAUUCGACCCCAACAGCGUUGGCGCGACGGAAAUGGUCGCCCCCUCGACAACGUCUCUGCUCGAGCUCGCCACGGGGCCACUGAAGGGUGUGUCGCAAAUUUUUGUCGUCGAAUCGGCAUGGACAGGAAUCGGAAUACUCGCUGCCAUUCACGCCUACUCCCCACUCCUGGCGGGACACGCUCUUCUCGGCAGUACCGUGGGCAUGCUCACGGGAACAGUCUGUUGCAGUGACGCAGCAACGGCGGAACUCGCCGCCGGCUUGUUUGGUUUCAACGCCGCCCUAACGAGUCUGGGAGUUGGAGUCUUUUUUCGUAACAACACGGCGGCUUGGGUCUUGUCCGGUACGGGAGCGGUCGCCACCACGGUUCUGUUUGGGGCCCUACAAAAUGUGCUCGGUGCCUUGCACAGCCCCUGUCUGACCUUGCCCUUUUGCAUCACCAUGUCGGCGUGCUAUCAAUUGGGUGGGAGAGUGGGCGGGCCGGAAGGUGUCGUUCCGAGCCUUGAACUAGCGACGAAUCCGCAUUCGCCGGAACAAAACCAGUAA
This is a messenger RNA of Phaeodactylum tricornutum CCAP 1055/1, 1299 nucleotides long. RefSeq lists its product with no specific name. NCBI's taxonomy places the organism in Eukaryota, Bacillariophyta, Bacillariophyceae, Surirellales, Neidiaceae. Gene Ontology annotation, biological process: urea transmembrane transport. The transcript has a single exon. The record is from RefSeq and is a predicted model, not a curated record. Gene Ontology annotation, molecular function: urea transmembrane transporter activity. The coding region runs from base 1 to 1299 and encodes 432 amino acids. Gene Ontology annotation, cellular component: membrane.